Amoebophrya sp. A120 is the source of this 1408-nucleotide messenger RNA. The record is from the annotation of a GenBank genome assembly. NCBI's taxonomy places the organism in Eukaryota, Dinophyceae, Syndiniales, Amoebophryaceae.
CGGCAAAGAUGAUGAACAAGAAACGGCCGCCCGUAAGAAUCAUACUGAAGCUGCAGGUACAGGAUCUAAUACAGGUGCAGGAGCUCCUCCUGCGCAACAGCAACAUCCGCGUGAAGAGGCUGAAAAGACGAGCCAAAGCAGAAGUACCUCUGGAACUUCGGGCGCUCAAAAUAACCGGCAGCAUGCUGGCGAUCCACUUGAUAAGAUCGAUCAAACACCGUCAGGUUGUUGUGCUACAGGAUCCGAUAGUACAGGAGCUGCAGGACCUACUUCUCCUCCUCCUGCGCCAGAACAGCAAUCUAAUCAUGAAGAGGCUCCUUCUUCUCUAGUUGAUAAUAUCGCCGGACUCUGCGACCAACUGGCGCAGGUCUGCAUCAGGAAUGCUCCGAUUGAAGAUGAAAGUCCUGCUCUUGUUAUGGACCCAAUUGUUCAUCUCGGCAAGACCGCUAGUCGUGCAGAAGAUGUAGUUGCCAAUACCAAUGCCAGUGCGGAGCAGCAGGCGAGCCGCAGUAGAAGUGCCUCUAAAACUACUUCGGGCGGCGCUCCGCUUCAAUAUGCUGGUGGUGGUCCUCCUGGCAAGAUCAACCAAACGGCGGCGCAGCACCGUAUCGAGUGCAAAUAUGUCUGAGUCUGGAAGGUUGAGCCUGUAUUGCAUGUUCCGCAUUCCUAAAAAAUCUGUAUUGCAUAAGCAGCAAAUAGAGCGCCACGACACGUUCGUCAUGCAAAAGCGCAGUUCGUAAUGCGUUCUGCGGAUGAGAAAGCGUUUGAAACAUUUGUCAUGCUGCACUGCACUUACAGGCACAGUCAAGCAUGACCAUUCAGCAUUACAAGUUUUUCGACAUCCAGGGAUAUUUGCAAUCCUCCAUAGACCACCAUGAUCCACAACUUCCCCCGCUGAGUUCUUCCGACCCGACGUUGAUGACAACUACAGGAGCUGCGUCACCGGACCUUUUUGCCCCCGAAUGGGAACAAGAAGAGGAACAAGGGCGGCCCCUGUGGUCACGCGCGAUGUCCGAUGAAAUCUUGCAGAUGCGAUCGAGAAGUUCGUGUCGCCAACAACCUGCGGACGGGCGAGGACGUCCACCUACUGGGGAAGUUGCUUCAAAUGUUGACCCAGAGCUCCUGCAGCAAGAAGAGGAAGACCCCCUGGAGGCUGCGAUGGCUCGAACUCUGUGGCACCGUAGCGUUUCCGACCGCCCAGCCACAAGCACGGGGGCUUUGGAAGCAGAUAGCAAAACUGGGGGUCUUCAUCUCACGUCAAAUUACAAGGAGCUCCUGAAGACGAUGCAGAUGGACUACAAGAUAAACACGCCGGCGAAAGUUCCGAGUAGAGUCGCGGCGGAUCCGCUCUAUAAUUUUGGCACGGGACGAGCAGGUGUAGUGGCAAGGACGGAGAGUGGCGGGCGGG